This is a messenger RNA of Phragmites australis (common reed), 1436 nucleotides long. RefSeq lists its product as uncharacterized. Lineage: Eukaryota; Viridiplantae; Streptophyta; Magnoliopsida; Poales; Poaceae. The transcript has 2 exons. The record is from RefSeq and is a predicted model, not a curated record. Bases 140 to 1234 code for a protein of 364 amino acids. Gene Ontology annotation, molecular function: protein dimerization activity.
CACAGGUCCAACCUUGUUCGAAGAUCUCCGUGAGGCAUUUGAGCGGCUGACUGAUGUUACUACUGCCGCGGAAGCACUUAUUGAGGCUGAAACGUAUCGGACAAAGUCUCUCUCAUUCUCAGGUCCUCUAGCUGCACGGAUGGCUUGUGACGGCAGGACUCAUCCGGCGCAAUGGUGGUCCAUGUUUGGUUCAUCUACACCUACACUAUCAAUGCUUGCUAGACGCCUAGUGUCACAGUGCGCCUCAUCUAGUGGUUGUGAGAGGAACUGGAGUACAUUUGCUUUCAUCCACACCAAAGUUCGCAACCGAUUAAGCUACAAGAAGCUCCAUAAGUUGGUGUAUGUCAACUACAACCUAAGAAUACAAAACAACUUGGAUGCAGGUAUUAGGUCAACUCUUGAUGAUGAUCCAUUUCAGCGGCUUAUGGAGCUCACAUUGAAUGAGGAUAACAAUCCGUUCCGGGACUGGAUGGAGACCGGGAGAUCAAAUGCAGCCCCUGAGCUUGACGAGGAGGACACAGAUAGCGACGUACCCUUGCCUACUCACCUGGUGACAGACCCAGUGAACACACCUGACUUGCAACAAUGGGCUGCUACAACGGUUGGUGACACACACACGGGAAAGAGGAAGAAGCAAAUGACGCAAAGAAGGAAGAGCAAGAGGACUAAGGGCAAGGGCAAAAGACAAGUGCAAAGCGAUGAGAGCACGAAUAGUGACCCAAAGAGCCCAACUUACCAAGAAUCGAAUGACAGCAGCUCAAAGACUGACAGCGGUGAUGAUGAUGGUCAGGGCGGUGAUGCUCAUCCAGGCCAAACAUCUGUCGUUCCUCCUGUGCAAUUCACUGGUGAGAGUCAGUUUUCACAUGCCACGCAAGAUCAGGAUCACGGUGCUCCAUCCUCACCAAGGCAUAUAACACACGGUGGCCACGAUGGACCACAGGAUAGUGCGAGCUAUUCCAGCAGCUAUGGCAUGGAGAGUAGUUCUGGAUCGUACCCGUACCACUAUCCUGCCUCCAAUGCUCAUUCAGAGCCUCCUAUUCAUUGGGUUUAUGAGUGGCAAGACCCUGAGUUUUAUGCCACUUUGCAAGGACAAUGGUCAACCACUUCUGCAUGGACAGGACAAACUUGGGCUGAGUUCAAAGCAGAGUUACUAUCGACACGACGGCUAAUGCUAAUGUCCACCGAUGAGUACAAUAUGGCCGAAUGUAAUCGGCCACCAAGCUGGUGGUUCUAAAGGUGAUGCAGAUUUCCUUUCGAAGGUCAUGAUAAUUCCAUAAAUAUUUAUUAUUUUCAGGCGCUGCAUAUGUAAUAUACGCAUAUAUUCGAAACAAUAAUUAUAUGUUCGUGCUUCAAUUGCUAUUACUAUCUGUUUGUUGCCUUCGAAACAUAAAAAAAUUAGCAAAGGUCAUGCUAAAUUUUUAUAUGAUAUUAGAAAA